This is a messenger RNA of Paramecium pentaurelia, 779 nucleotides long. Lineage: Eukaryota; Ciliophora; Oligohymenophorea; Peniculida; Parameciidae. The record is from the annotation of a GenBank genome assembly.
AUGUUAAAUUACGAAAACCUUUAAUUAGCACCAAAACAGUUUAGAUGGUACUUGAUACAGCUUCAUACUUUGAAUUUAAUUUAAGGAACUGUCUUUUGCUAAUAUUAUCUCGAUAAUCUGAUAAAUGGAAAAUUGCCAUUCACUUUGGCAUGGUUUAGAUGCUCAUAUUUAUUUUUUAUUUUUAUACUAAGUUUAAGUACAUCAAUACUUUAUGUCUUAAUUAUACCUUAACUAAUCACUUUAAAUUAAAAGAACAAAAGAGAUUUUAUAAGUUAAUUGGAACAAUUUUUAAAUUUUGAUUUGAAUUUUUAUAUGAAUGAAUUAUAAUGUUUGCUAGAAAUUUUAUAUUUCUUAGCAUAUUUUUAAUUUCUUAAAAAUUCCAUGACUAGUUAAGAUGAAGAAAUCAAUUAUGUAAUGUAAUAUGAAUAAUAUAUACUAUUAGAAUUACAAUUAAUUAUUUGUUUUAUAUUCAAGUAGUUAAGCAAUCAAUCAAAAUAUAUUUAGAUAAGAAAUUAGAGAAGUCCAUAUUAGAAGAGUAAUUAAAAAAAAUCAUUGAAAUUUAAUAAUUGAAUGAACAUAUUGAAAUUAAUAAAGAGCUAUGUCCAAUAUGUCAUGAAUACUUCAAAUUCAAAGAUCUCAUCGCUUAUUACUUGUGUUAAGGAAAACAUAAAUUUCAUAAAGAAUGUAUAAUUUAAUGGUUAGAUUAAUCAUCUAAUUAAAUAAAGACAUGUCCUAUUUGCAGACAACACGCAUCAAUUAAAAGUUAACUUAUUUUAUGA